ACGUCAUCGACACAAACCUCGAAAAGCGCUUCACAGAAAGUCUCACUGGAUUAAUCGACACACGCUCCGAAGCGUCGGCUCAUUGGACACAUCAGUGGAAGAAGCGACAGCCUGCGAGGGAGCAGUUAGCAUCAGAGCUAACUGAGAAGCUAACGGCCAGAGAAGUUUCCUGUUAGAGGAAAAGGGAAAAAGUGACUUCUCAUUGAGAACACUGGACACUUAUUGGACUCUGGGCUGUUUGGAGGCUUUUCUCCGAGGAACAAAAGCUAAUGUGACCGACAUUUCACAGCAUCUUGUUCUCUUGGAAGGUUCUUGCUGAUCAAUCGGCCAGUGGCCAAGUGAGGAACUUCAUUAUUAACCUGAAGGAACCAAACACCAAAGACAUGAAAGAGGAAGAACCAGAACCUCAAGGAAUUAAAGAAGAACAGCUUGGACUGUGUAUCUUACCAGAUGAAAAGCAUCUUGUUAAGCAGGAGACAGAAACCUUUGUAGGGUUUUCUGCCUGUGACAAACUAUUUCAAGUUGAACCUGAACUCCAACAGAUGAAUGUGACAAAGGAGGAACCAGAACCUGUAAAGAUUAAAGAGGAACAUGGGGAUCUCUGGAGUAAUGAGGAUGAGGCGCAGCUUGUAGUGAAGCAGGAGGCUGACACCUUUAAGGUGACUCCUCUGGAUUUAAAACAUGACACAAAUGAACCAGAAGAGAAAAUGAACCAACUUCUCAAUUCAGACUCCCCUGAAGGUGAGAAGCAAGAUCAGCAGGAUAAUAAUGAAGAGUCAGGAUCAAACACAGAUGAAGCGCUAAAGCAUAAAAAGAGACGAGAGAAAACCAAAGAUCACAGUGAUGGUUCAAAACUAAAAAGACAUAAAACCAAUAAACCUUGUGAAGCAUGUGGUAAAUGUUUCACCACGUGUAGAUGUUUGACUAAUCACAUGAGAGGAAAUACAGGAGAGAAAUCUUUCCUGUGUGUGCUUUGUGGAAAAGGUUUCCCCACUCAAAGUAAUUUAACCAUCCACAUGAGAGCCCACACAGGGGAGAAGACUUUCUCCUGUCCAACUUGUGCAAAAGGGUUUUCUCGUAAACAUACUCUGAAUAUUCACAUAAGAACCCAUAUGGAUGAGAAGCCUUUUUCCUGUCCAACUUGUGCAAAAGGGUUUUCUCGUAAAGAUACACUAAAUAUGCACAUACAAACGCAUAUGGGCAAGAAGCCAUACGCUUGUCAAUUGUGUGAUAAAUCUUUCAGCAUUGGUAGUCAUCUGGCUUGUCACAUAAGAACUCACACAGGGGAGAAACCUUUCUCCUGUGCAACUUGUGCAAAAGGGUUUUCUCAUAAAAGUAGCCUCCGUCAGCACAUAAGAACUCAUAUGGACAGGAAGUCUUUCUCCUGUCCAACUUGUGCGAAAAGGCAUUCGAGUAAAAGAAGCCUGAACAUGCACAUACAAAGUCAUACAGGUCAGAAGCCAUACGCUUGUGAAAUGUGUGAUAAAUCUUAUACCAAAGAUUGUCAUCUGGCUCGCCACGUGAGAACGCACACAGGUGAGAAGCCUUUUUCCUGUCCAACUUGUGCAAAAGGAUUUUCCCAGAAAUGUAACCUGGAUAAGCACGUGAGAACACACACAGGUGAGAAGCCUUAUUCCUGUCCUACUUGUGCAAAAGGGUUUGCCCAGAAAGGCAACCUGCGUAUGCACAUACAAACUCAUACUGGCAAGAAGCCAUACGCUUGUGAAAUGUGUGAUAAAUCUUUCAGCGCUGGUAGUCAUCUGGGUUAUCAUAUGAGAACCCACACAGGUGAGAAGCCACUUUCCUGUGAAGUCUGUGAAAAGUCUUUCAUUAGACGUGGUAACUUGGUCGUUCACAUGAGAACUCACUCAGGUGAGAAACCUUAUUCUUGUACAGUCUGUAAAAAGUCUUUCACUAGAAAAAGUAACUUGAUCGGUCACAUGAGAACUCACUCAGGUGAGAAACCUUAUCAUUGUAAAGUGUGUAAUAAAUCUUUUACUCACUGCAGUAAUAUGAACAAACAUAUGAGAACUCACAUUUGAGAAUCUUUGUGCUUAUAAAGUGUGUGCUAAGACUUUCAUCAACGUAUUUAUUCUAAAAGCUGACUGUUUUUAGUGCUGUUUAUCCUUUAACCCACCCUGAAAAGAACAACUUCCAUAAAGCAAUUGGCUGGUUUAAAUCGUAUCUGUCUGACAGAUUCCAGUUUGUUCAUGUUAAUACCAAAUACUCUUCAAACCCUAGGGUCACUUGUGGAGUACCACAGGGUUCAGUCCUUGGACAUGAUUUGUGCACCUGUGAAGGUGGCUGCAGUGAGUUUAAACAAACAUGCAUUUCACAUUGUAAAUAAUAAGCUUGGGGAUAUGUGUGAUGUGGGUAUAUGUUUGGGCAUAGUGCAAUAUGAUGGUGAAUGAGCCAGUGGGAUUUUAGGUUAGUUGGUGCAUAAAAAAUACAAGCAACUUUUAUAAAGCUCUGCUAAUUGAAAUGGGAAUUAGAUUGGUUUAAUUGUUGUUUAUGGUAUUUAUGAAUUUGUGUGUAGUAAAUAUUGGGUGUGUAUUAAUUGUAAUAUUCAGUUUCAAAGGUUUUUACCUGACUGGUGUUCAAUCACUGAGAAGAAAAGAAUCAAACAAAAUAAAGAAUGGGAAAAAGA
Fundulus heteroclitus (mummichog) is the source of this 2647-nucleotide messenger RNA. RefSeq names its product gastrula zinc finger protein XlCGF57.1-like. Gene Ontology annotation, molecular function: DNA-binding transcription factor activity, RNA polymerase II-specific; RNA polymerase II cis-regulatory region sequence-specific DNA binding. Gene Ontology annotation, cellular component: nucleus. The record is from RefSeq and is a predicted model, not a curated record. The transcript is spliced from 3 exons. The coding region runs from base 384 to 2042 and encodes 552 amino acids. Lineage: Eukaryota; Metazoa; Chordata; Actinopteri; Cyprinodontiformes; Fundulidae. Gene Ontology annotation, biological process: central nervous system development; regulation of transcription by RNA polymerase II.